CAUUGUAUUUUGUAACGGCAGGAAGUAGAUACUAUAAAUAUUGUGAUUAUAUUUCAUUCGAAAACAAUAAAUACAAAUCAUAUUUAGUACAAAUGUCGGCAUUUAAAGCUUUACGCGAUGUCAGUAAUAAAUUUGAAAACGAACUACGUAAAUUAUCAACGGAAUUAUUUUCUGCAAAAAUUGACGAUGCCUUCGAAGAUAAUAUCUCUAAGAAAAUGCGAGACCUAGCUUUGUUUAAUUCAAAAUUAAGACUAUUACAGGCGAAGCCUUUGUCCGUCACACCACAAGUUACCGAGAUUCCCAAGAAUGAACAAACGACAAUCAGUGAUUAUACGGACACAGUGACGUGGAAGAUAAUAGAGCAACAGGUGGUUAAAACAUUAACUCAGACGCACGCCGUGAAGAACUUAAUCACAACGUCAAGUCGGGACUUGGAUCCGGAGUUAGUUGAAAGAAAAGAGAAAAUCAUUGAACAAUUACAAAAGUAUAGAGAACAUGAAUCUCAACUCCGACACUUAGAAGCGGUGCUCCAGGAGAAGGAGGAUGAACUUCUGCAUACCAGACAGAUAUGGGAUGAAUCGUUAAGCAAGUUGAAAGACAGCCAAAAGUUACCGCAAAAUGAAGAAAUUGCUACUGGGCCCUUGUAUAAAAAACUUCAAGUAUUGAUCAGUAAGAUGGAACUGAUGCGUUGGCUCAUAGCCAAAUUGGUGACGUCACGAACAGGGGGCUAUGACUGGGCCACGGAUCCCCACAAACGAUUGAACGCCUUAGCAUUGGCAAGACAGCACCACACCAUACAAGAUUAUACUGAAAGUUGAU
Molecule: messenger RNA, 819 nt
Organism: Vanessa atalanta (red admiral)
Lineage: Eukaryota; Metazoa; Arthropoda; Insecta; Lepidoptera; Nymphalidae
Exons: 4
Coding region: 93-818 (241 amino acids)
Source: RefSeq, a predicted model, not a curated record